ACCAAAACAAUAGGAGCUAGCUCCAAAACCCCAAAAUUAAACACCCCCAAAUUAUUAAGAUGACUGGUUCUGGUUCUCCCUGUGGAGCCUGCAAAUUCUUGAGAAGGAAAUGUGUGAGAGGCUGUGUUUUUGCACCUUACUUUUGCCACGAACAAGGUGCAUCUCAUUUUGCGGCCAUUCAUAAGGUUUUUGGUGCAAGCAACGUCUCUAAGCUUCUGGCUCACCUCCCUGUAAGUGACCGCUGUGAAGCUGCAGUGACCAUCUCAUAUGAAGCUCAAGCUAGAGUUCAGGAUCCUAUUUAUGGCUGCGUUUCCCAUAUCUUCGCCCUCCAACAACAAGUGGUUAAUUUACAAGCUCAGCUGGCUUAUCUGAGGGAGCAAGCAGCUCAGAGCCAUAUUGUGAAUGCCUCUGUCACUGAAAACCCUAAUAAACCUACUGCUUUCACCGAUCAUGAUCUUCAAAAGUGGUUCCCGACCGAGGAUCCCACCAACACUGGGACUCAAUUUCUUCCCAGCUCGUCUGACAUCAAUUCCCUUGCAACACAGUACUACGGGAAUUACACUACUCCUUUCGUGGAUCCAAACCCUAUUGGGAGUUCAGGAACCAUUGAAGAAAGUGCUUCAUUUUCGAGCUUUCAUGAGGAAACCAACUGUAACUCCAUGUCCUUAGACAUGCAAGCAAGCAGUAGGCAGUGGAGCUUUCGUGAAGUGGACGACCUUCAGUCAGUGGCUUUUGGUUACAGUGGAUGAUGACCAUCAGCUUCAUGAAAAAUUAAUGGUGAACGACACUCAAUUUUGAAUGUUAUAGCUUCUGCAUAUAUAUUGUGAAGCACAUAUAUGCAUUAGCCCUCCUUCUGUGUUGCCAUAUAUAGAUAAGCUAGGAAGCCUAGGAAAUUUCGUAUAUCUUUGGAAUGUUGGAGAUCCACCCCUAGUUAACCUUGCUAUGUUGAUAUUAAUUAGUAAUGUAAUUCUUACGGGCAACUAGAAAGCUCUGGUUUUAAAUUCUUUCAGCUAAAUUGGCUUUUUAAAUGGACCUAUAGCAAUAAUCUUAAAUUUUAGCCUGAUGAAUACAGUCACCUAGUUGAUUUUCUCAUACACUUUACCUUUCUGAUAUGCACACGAGAACUUUGGAUUGACAUUAGACCCCUGAACAAAGUAAGCAUGAUUAUCCCUUAGUAAAUUAUUUAACAAAAACAUAUGUGGAGCAAAGUUGCUCUUUCUUUUUCCUGUAAAAUAAGUAGUCCCUGAUUAUCUAUAAGGCAAAAGGCACUUACAGAAAGAGCGUCAGAUGUCUACUUGGUUGACUGAAUUGGU
This is a messenger RNA of Prosopis cineraria, 1313 nucleotides long. Its product is annotated as LOB domain-containing protein 29-like. Gene Ontology annotation, cellular component: nucleus. The coding region runs from base 60 to 749 and encodes 229 amino acids. The record is from RefSeq and is a predicted model, not a curated record. Gene Ontology annotation, biological process: positive regulation of DNA-templated transcription; hormone-mediated signaling pathway. The transcript has 2 exons. Lineage: Eukaryota; Viridiplantae; Streptophyta; Magnoliopsida; Fabales; Fabaceae.